AUGGCAGCCCCCAAGCAGUUUAUGGCGAAUGUCAAGUCGGUCUUGAGUGGCGACACUCUGAUCUUGACUUCGCCACAAAACCCGACAUUGGAACGCACCUUCUCGCUGGCCUACGUGGAUGCUCCUCGUCUGCGCAAGGAAGGAGAUGAGCCUUUCGCUUUUCAAUCUCGCGAAUUUCUGAGAGGACAGCUUGUGGGCAAGCAGGUUAAAUGCAACGUAUACUACACCAUACCCACCUCAGGACGCGAAUAUGGCAUCGUGCAACUGCAGGACGGCACAGACCUUCCAAUCGACGCCGUCAAGGCUGGCUGGCUUAAGGUCCGUGAGGAUGCUGGUCGCAAGGAGGAGUCUGAGGACCUCCUAGCCAAGAUUGACGAUCUGAAGGAAGCCGAGUCCCAGGCUAAGUCGGAAGAGAAGGGUGUGCACGGCAAGGGAGGCUCAAUUGAGGUUCAGAAUGACCUUGGAACUCCCGACUUUUUCAACCAAUGGAAGGGCAAGACGGUCGAUGCUGUCGUUGAAAGAGUUCUGAGCGGUGAUCGCAUUCUCUGUCGAUUGUUACUGUCCGACAAGAAGCAUCUGCAAGUGAUGACCUUGAUCGCCGGUAUUCGUACCCCGGCAACCGAGAGAACAAACACUUCCACCGGCACAUCGCAACCGGCUGAAGAAUUUGGUAACGAAGCACGCGCGUAUGUUGAGCACAGAAUCUUGCAACGUAAUGUUAAGGUCGACAUGGUCGGUGUAAGCCCUCAAGGUCAGCUGGUUGGACACGUCGUGCACCCUCGUGGCAGCAUCGCCGAGUUCCUUCUUGCAGAUGGUCUGGCGCGGUGCAACGACUUCCACUCGACCAUGCUUGGUGAGAAGAUGGCCGCUCUCAGAGCUGCCGAGAAGAAGGCACAGAUCGGCAAACUUCGAUUGCACAAGAAUAGCAAUGUCAAGGCCACCGAUGGAGGCUCUUCAGACAUGAUCGUUUCCAGGAUCCACGCUGCCGACACGAUUUACGUGAGAACCAAGGAAGGUCAGGAGAAGCAAGUCAGCCUAAGCAGCGUCCGCGCACCUCGAGCGAAGGAGCCGUCCGAGUCCCCAUUUAGGGAUGAGGCGAAAGAGUUCCUGCGCAAGAAGCUCAUCGGCAAGCAUGUCAAGGUUAAGAUUGAUGGAACCAAGGCUGCAAGUGAAGGAUUUGAGGCCAGAGAUGUUGCCACUAUUACCCAAAAUGGCAAGAAUAUCAACCUUCAAUUGGUAGAAGAGGGUUGGGGUUCAGUCAUUCGACACCGCAAGGACGACACGGAUAGGGCCGAGAACUACGACGAACUACUUGCUGCUCAGGAAGCUGCCCAGUCGGAAAAGAAGGGGAUGUGGUCCGGUAAAGCCUCCAAGGCCAAGACCUAUACCGACGCGUCUGAGUCUGUCCAGCGCGCGAAGAUUCAGGCCUCCACCUUGCAGAGACAGAAGAAGGUUCCUGGAAUCGUUGAUUUCGUCAAGUCUGGCUCAAGAUUCACAGUCUUGAUUCCACGUGAAGGCGUCAAGAUUACCUUGGUUCUGGCCGGCAUUCGUGCUCCUCGAGCACCUCUCCGUGGAGAGAAGGGCGAGCCCUUUGGUCAGGAGGCAUACGAUUUUGCCAGCCGCCGAUGCAGCCAGCGCGACGUUGAAAUUGAUGUCUACGAUGUUGACAAGGUUGGCGGCUUCAUUGGUGAUCUCUACUUAAAUCGAGAAAGCUUUGGUAAGCAGCUGGUGGAGGAGGGUCUGGCCGAGGUCCACCAGUAUUCCGCGGAGAAGUCUGGCAACGCAGCUGAAUUAAAUGCUGCGCAGAAGCGAGCAAAGGAAGGACGCAAGGGCAAGUGGCACGAUUGGGACCCUUCGCAAGACGAGGAUGCUGAUGAAGCUGCUUUUGAGGAAACCUCAGCCGAGCCUGCAGCUCAGGACAAGCAAAGUGCACAGUACAAGGAUGUCGUUGUCACCAACAUCGACGCCAACGGAAAGCUCAAGAUCCAGAUCAUCGGCUCGGGCACUGCAGCCCUCGAGACCCUGAUGAGCGAGUUCAAGAAGUUUCACCUGGAUUCGAAGAACAACAAGCCCCUGGCAAACCCACCAAAGACUGGAGAUGUCGUCGCUGCAAAAUUCUCAGCCGAUGGCCAGUGGUACAGAGCGAAAGUUCGAUCAAACGACCGUACCGCCAAGGUGGCCGAGGUUGUUUAUAUCGACUACGGUAACUCGGAAAAGAUUGCUUGGUCUAGUCUGCGAGCUCUCGACCAAGCUCAGUUCACGACACAACGCCUCAAGGCCCAGGCUGUCGAUGCUGUGCUUUCCUACAUCCAGCUACCCAAUGGCAACUACUUUGACGACGCAAUCAACUUCCUCGCUGAUGCGACAGAUGGAAGAAAAUUGGUUGCUAGCGUUGACUUCGCCGAUGCUAAGGAAGGUCUCAGCUACGUGACUCUGUUCGACGCAUCUAGUGGUAGCGCAUCCUUCACCGAUUCACUUAACCGUGAGAUUGUGGCAGAGGGUCUUGCUUUGAUCCCCAACAAGCUGAAGGCUUGGGAGAGAGGAACCCAGAGCACGGAGGUGCUGAAGAAGCUGCGCGAGGUCGAGUCUCAAGCCAAGUCCGAGAGACGUGGUAUGUGGGAGUAUGGUGAUAUCACUGAAGACUAA
Molecule: messenger RNA, 2646 nt
Organism: Truncatella angustata
Lineage: Eukaryota; Fungi; Ascomycota; Sordariomycetes; Amphisphaeriales; Sporocadaceae
Product: putative transcription factor
Exons: 1
Coding region: 1-2646 (881 amino acids)
Biological process (GO): regulatory ncRNA-mediated gene silencing; mRNA catabolic process
Cellular component (GO): nucleus; cytosol; RISC complex
Molecular function (GO): nuclease activity; RNA binding
Source: RefSeq, a predicted model, not a curated record